This is a messenger RNA of Pelobates fuscus (common spadefoot toad), 1146 nucleotides long. RefSeq names its product serine/threonine kinase 19 (gene WHR1). The transcript has 7 exons. Gene Ontology annotation, molecular function: protein serine/threonine kinase activity. The record is from RefSeq and is a predicted model, not a curated record. Gene Ontology annotation, biological process: protein phosphorylation; positive regulation of Ras protein signal transduction. Bases 130 to 912 code for a protein of 260 amino acids. NCBI's taxonomy places the organism in Eukaryota, Metazoa, Chordata, Amphibia, Anura, Pelobatidae.
CCCAGUGCUGCUGUGUGAGUAGGGUGCGUGAAGCUUGCGGAUGUGGGUGUACUGUUGUAUACAGUAUAGCUGGUGUUGGAAAGGAAACUACCGCCCUUUCCCCACCCCAAACCCUUUCCCCCUAUCUCGAUGAACCGCAAGCGGAAGUUAACAUGUGAGACUUUCAACAUUAAGAAGCAAAGAGGUGAUGCAAAGGGAUCCACAUCAAGUUUAAAUGGGUCUCCAUCCCCUUAUCCAGAUUUCACAGAGGACCCUCAGGGAGCUGUCCCCUACUUAUGUGCUCUCUUCCCUCGAAAACUAUUCAAUGAUACUUUUCCCCCUCUGUUCCUGAGACACCAACUCUACAGCCUUAUACAGGACCGCACUGCAGUCGACAGGCUCUUGAGUUCUCUUCAGCAGAAGGGAGAACUGUGUCUGAUCCAGGCAGGGUUUGAUUCUGACACAUUCCUGGUGGUGAUGGACAAAGAUUUGCGUAGGACUUCACUCGCCAGCUGUGACGGAGGGUCUCGGGCUCAAAUUGUGAGCAAGUUCCUGGAAUCCGGCUUAUUCUCACCCUCUAAAAUCAGCUAUGGGAGGGAAGAAAUGAUGCAGAAAAACCGGUUCAGUGAUGGAGAGAUCACGCAGCUGGUCCGUGCUGGUCUCCUGACAGUGAGAGACGCAGGAAGCUGGUGGCUGUCUGUUCCAGGUGCUGGAAAAUUCACAAGACAUUUUAUAAAGGGGCGGAAAGCUAUUCUUUCCCAGAUUAACAGAUCUCGCUAUAAAGAAGUUCUGCUUACGGAUCUCUCAACUCGCAAGGCUCCACCCUCGCUUCGUCUUGGCAUGGAGUAUCACAUUCAUGAUAUCAUAGGUGCCGGGCUUGUCGAUUGUGUCCCUACAGCCUCUGGAAUCCUUCUCCGUUUAUCUGAUACUUAGCAGAGUGUGUGCCUUCUGACAGCCCGGACAUCUCUUCAUUCCUGCUCCUGCCGAUAGGACGUCUGGAGUGACAUGAGAAUAUAUCUGAGCCCUUAUUGUUUCACUUGACUAGCACUUCAAUAUGAAAUUAAUUUGUGCCAUUUUCUUUAAUUAUAAUAAAGUAAUAUAAUUGUCUAGUAUAUCCUUCCUUUGUAUACCUCUUUACUAGUAAUAUAUUUGUGUAUGUUGUACGUG